Aspergillus pseudonomiae is the source of this 436-nucleotide messenger RNA. RefSeq lists its product as uncharacterized. NCBI's taxonomy places the organism in Eukaryota, Fungi, Ascomycota, Eurotiomycetes, Eurotiales, Aspergillaceae. The record is from RefSeq and is a predicted model, not a curated record. Bases 163 to 393 code for a protein of 76 amino acids. The transcript has a single exon.
UGCAUUGUGAAAAUACGCGCAAUUCGGUCGAAGUCCUCGCUCACCAUGGCAUAUAGAUAGUAGUCCUUGCAUGUCGUUAGCUAUGCUUUCUGCGCAAUUCAAAGGCGCAGCCACUCACCGUGAACAAUGAGGUCCAUACUGUUGCGACAAUGAACACCGUCGAUGAGCGAUAUCGUAAAAGCCAAGGAGGGCGUUUACACCCUCCGGGAAUCAGAGAUGUCAUUUUGUGGAUGCCGAAGGUGUCCCUGGUGGAUGUUCGGGAGUGACGUUCCAACAAUCUCGGGGGUGGAGAAAGAGAAGAGGCUGCGACUCUUUUUUUUUUUUUUUUUCUCUUCAAUGUUUUCUCAUCCCCGCAGCGUUGUUCCAACCCUCUUCUGGACCCCGACACAAUAGUGAAUCGCAGAACAAACUCCCAUUUCGCAUCCCACCAAAGGAA